CGGGGCCAUGGCGGCGGCGGAGACCAAGAUCAUCUACCACCUCGACGACCAGGAGACGCCGUACCUGGUGAAGCUGCCCAUCCCGGCCGAGCGGGUCACGCUGGGCGACUUCAAGGCGCUGCUCAACCGGCCCAACUACAAGUUCUACUUCAAGUCGAUGGACGACGAUUUCGGGGUUGUGAAAGAAGAAAUCUCUGAUGACAAUGCAAAACUUCCCUGUUUCAAUGGCCGGGUGGUGUCCUGGCUGGUGUCUGCAGAGGGUUCUCAUUCCGAUGCCGGGUCUGUCUGUGCUGACAAUCAGCCGGAGCUUCCUCCCUCCAUUGAGCGGACUGGAGGCAUAGGGGACUCCAGGCCUCCAUCUUUUCACCCCAACACAGGGGGGAGCCGUGAGAACCUGGACAAUGAGACAGAGACGGACUCGGUGGUGUCUGUACAGAGGGAACGGCCACGCAGGAAGGACGGACCUGAGCACGCAGCCAGGGUGAAUGGGACGGCCAAGGGGGAACGGCGGCGGGAACUCGGUGGCUAUGAAAGUUCUUCUACCGUCAUGAGCAGCGAACUGGAGACCACCAGCUUCUUUGACUCUGAUGAUGAUGAUUCUACCAGCAGGUUCAGCAGCUCGACGGAGCAGAGCAGUGCCUCCCGCCUGAUGAGAAGGCACAAGCGACGCCGGCGGAAACAAAAGGUGCCACGCAUAGAGAGGUCCUCCUCCUUCAGCAGCAUCACUGACUCUACCAUGUCGUUGAAUAUUAUCACCGUCACCCUCAAUAUGGAGAAGUACAAUUUCUUGGGCAUCUCCAUUGUCGGACAGAGCAACGAGCGUGGCGAUGGGGGCAUCUACAUUGGCUCCAUCAUGAAGGGAGGGGCUGUGGCUGCCGAUGGAAGGAUUGAGCCGGGAGACAUGUUGCUGCAGGUGAAUGAUAUCAACUUUGAGAACAUGAGCAACGAUGAUGCUGUGAGAGUGCUUAGAGAGAUCGUGCACAAACCGGGGCCCAUCACACUGACGGUUGCCAAGUGCUGGGAUCCCAGCCCCCGGGGCUGCUUCUCUCUACCCAGGAGCGAGCCCAUCCGGCCCAUCGACCCAGCGGCCUGGGUGUCCCACACCGCAGCGAUGACUGGCACCUACCCAGCGUACGGUAUGAGCCCAUCCAUGAGCACAAUCACUUCCACCAGCUCCUCCAUCACCAGCUCCAUCCCAGAAACCGAGCGCCUCGACGACUUUCACCUGUCCAUCCACAGCGACAUGGCCACCAUUGUCAAAGCCAUGGCCUCGCCGGAGUCUGGCCUGGAGGUCCGUGACCGGAUGUGGCUGAAGAUCACCAUUCCCAACGCCUUCAUUGGCUCUGAUGUGGUCGACUGGCUGUACCAUCAUGUGGAGGGGUUCACAGACCGGCGAGAAUCCCGCAAGUAUGCCAGCAACCUGCUGAAGGCCGGCUACAUCCGACACACGGUCAACAAGAUUACCUUCUCAGAGCAGUGCUACUACAUCUUUGGCGACCUCUGUGGCAACAUGGCCAGCCUGUCCUUGCACGACCACGAUGGAUCCAGCGGUGCCUCCGACCAGGACACUUUGGCUCCAUUGCCUCACCCCGGAGCUGCCCCCUGGCCCAUGGCCUUUCCAUACCAGUUCCCGCCACCCCACCCGUACAACCCCCACCCUGGAUUCCCUGAUCCAGGCUACAGCUACGGAGGGGGCAGCGCAGGCAGCCAGCACAGUGAAGGAAGUCGGAGCAGCGGCUCGAACCGCAGCGGCAGUGAGAGAAGGAAGGAGCGCGAGCCCAAGGCCGGGGAGUCCAAGUCGGGCGGCAGCGGCAGCGAGUCGGACCACACCACCCGCAGCAGCAUGCGGCGGGAGCGAGCGGCCAGCGAGCGCUCGGUGCCGGCCAGCCAGCGCAGCCACCACUCGAUGGCGCACAGCAUCCGCAGCCAUCACAGCCAGCACUCGUACGGGCCUCCGGGCCUGCCGCCUCUCUACAGCCCUCCUGCACUCCUGAUGCCUCCGCCACCUUCGGCCCUGGGACCCCCCGGGGCUCCCCCGGGCCGAGACCUGGCCUCGGUGCCCCCCGAACUGACGGCCAGUAGACAGUCAUUCCGAAUGGCCAUGGGCAACCCCAGUGAGUUUUUUGUGGAUGUAAUGUGAAACGCCGCCCCCCGUCCCUGUCUGUUUGCUUCCCCGUCGGCUUGUCUCCUAGAAACGACCCGCCCUCCGUCCAUGUGGGACGACCUUUGGUUUUGUUUUGGUCUUGAUAAUUAUGAAAAGGGAAAAAAAUAAACUGAACUAAAUGUUUUGAUUCUAAUCCCUGCCUGCGAACGGGCCCAGCAGCCUCUCCCGGCCACCCCGGACCUGCCUGCCGAGGCAAGCCUGCCCCGCUUGUGCCAGCCCCCUAACACUUUCGUUAACCCAUUAAUCCGCAUCUGCCUGGAGCCUCCUCUGCUCACCUGUGUGUUCCGUGCCGGCUCACUACUCCUGCCCUAAACACGUGCCCUCUUUCUUCUCGCCCCUUUUUGUGUCCCUUUCUGCCGAGCAGCCAAGAAUUACGGGGUGUUUGACUUCCUUUGAGCUGGCCGCCCGUGGCGGGGAGAGCCGUGGCGUGCUCUGGUGGUGGUUUGGCUCCCCCAGCAGAGGAAGACGCAGAGCCUGACGGGCAGGCACUUGGGCCCACGUGGGGGCCGAAGAUGGCUUCUUUUCCUGCAGGUGGAAGAUGCCCCACUUUGUCCAUAACCACGGGAGGGGAGCAGGGCUAAGAUCCAACUCUGUGUGUCUUCGGGCUGAUAAGUGUAGCAACUUGGUGGCCACUCACAGGAGGCUGUGAGGUGCAGGUGAGCUCCUGUCCUGCCAGGUGCUUGGGGCUUCCCUGUGCUCCGCUGUGCAGGACGUCUGGGACUGUGAGGAGGGCCUCCUUGGGGAAGUGUGCAGGGGGGGCUCGCAGUCCACCUUCCUUCUUUGCCUCUUCUCAGUGGGGACCAAAAGGGGGAGCACCAGCCCCUUGUGCCUCUUGUUCCUUAAGGUGACACAAGUGCCAUUCUCUCCCCCGGAAAAGGCUUGAUGUAUUACAUUGCCAUAACGUUAACGCAAAACCUGUUUCCACAAGCCAGGGUUUCUCUAUACCAGCAAUCCUAGUUAACCUUCUUCUUGAUGUAUCUCUCCUAUUUCAGAUGUCCUAAUAGAGCCCCCCCUUUGCAUGCAGGAUCUGUCUUUCAUUAGCUUAUCAAUCUCAUGUCCCUUAUGUCAAGAUGUCUGAGUCACUGGCUAUCUCCAGGCUCAUUUCCAUGCAUCAGUGUGAAUUGGUGCUUUCUCUUCCCUUCUUUUUCCUUUGAGGCCCAUGUCUCAUUCAUACUUGGUUUCCUUUUGACCAUUUUUAAAAUGAAAAGAGUGAGGGAGUGGGGCAGGGAGAGAAAGAAAGAAUGCACAGAGCUUCUUAGCUGUAUGGUACAGCCGGCACAAUGUCCACCCCACACCCCCCACCCCGGUCAUUGUGAACACGAUUAACCCUUAUGUAUGCAUGCUGGGAUUCUGAAUAUAGUAUUGUCCACAAAAUUCAGUUUCCAAGUCCUGUUUUUAGUAAAACAAGUUUCUGGAUCUUCAUGAUUGUGAAGAGAAACUUACAAGUGUACAGGCAAACCCUUUUGAAAUGUCCCAUGGCAGAAGCGUUGCUGUGCUAAUUUAGUCCAUGAGCCAGAAGAUGGCAUGGAUGUUCCCUGCACUGUGAUUGGCAGGGGAGUUGCGGUGGGGUUCCCCCCUCCCACCAUGAAUUAGAUGAGCACCCCAGUCAGUUCCUGCACCCGCCGGAGUAGCAACAGAAUUAGGGCAGUGGGACUUGCCACAAAACGUUGCCCGGGUGUGGAGCGCUCCUGCUUCAUCCCACCUAGCUCUCUUCCCCUCAGUAGCUUGUUUGCAUUCUUUGGCCAGUGGGCAAGCUCAUUCUUGAGUGGGCUCUCCACCCCGUAGAUUGUAUUAUAAAAGUUGAAAAACGGGUUAAACGCAGCCUCGUGGCAGCUUUGCGCAGCUGGCCAGCCACUGGCAGAGGCCCUGCUCGGCAUGCCAGCACUCCCAGGUUCAGUCCGCAGAAUCCCUGGGCAGGCCUAGAAGAACACCUUCCUGAAGCCCUGGCUGCCAGGUAGAGUUGGCAUUGCGGUGUUAGGGGCAGCAAAUGCCCAACUUCACAUAAGGCACCUUCCUACGCUCUGAUGCCAAAAACAGGUGGAGGGGGUAGGAUAAGGUGGGCAUCAGGGGUGCGCCAAGUGCAGUGCCAGCCCUGCUGUUGUGGGUGGCUGGCGGCAUUUCGGCCACCUAAGCAAGGAUACCCGGCCCGGAUAUGGAGUAGAGAGAGAAUGGCGAUUGCGCUAAACAAGGCUGAUUCACUGGUCUGAAUCUGCAUGACCCGAGGGGCAAAGUUAAUCUUUUCUUGCAGGAACAUGAUCACCCGGCAGCAUCAUUCUGAUUUUUUAAAUCAUGACAUUCAUGUGGACAUGCCAUUAUUGUAGUUUCUAGAGAGGGUGUUCCAUUCCAGUGCCACGCGACCUCAGUACAGUUCUGCCAAAGUUAGGCAUCAGUGGGGACGGCUGUCUGUUAUCUCUAGUUCUUUGUCCUAGUACUCAUGUACUCUCCUGGUCUUCCCUUUGAUUUGCUUGUCUGCCAUCCAAGGACAGAUGGGAUCCUUAACCGGUGGCCUUCGUGCAUCUUGUUUGCCUGGUUUUGGAUAGCCCUUGUGCACCUAUUCCACUUCCCUCUGCGGGGGAUCUGACUUGACCAGGUUCCCCCAGAAGGGUCCCAGGUAGGCCAGCACCAUCCCGCAGUUCAGCCCUGCAUAUUGCAUGCCAACCGUAAUGCUAGUCUCCACCUCAAACCACGGCUGGGUGGGACUUCAACAGGCUACCUCCAUUCCAGGGUGGUCUUGAGCAAGGGAAGGGAAUUCUAAAAAUCUAACACUGAGGAGCAGAGCUGAGGUCUUCUGCUGGACCCAGGCUCUGAAUGAAUUCUAGCCACACCAGAAAGGAGGAAGGAAGGAAGCUGUGAGUGAAAAAGAACGGUGUGUCUUGUGUGCCUGAGUGCAUGCAUCCUUUUCCAUUCCCCCUCUCCUGUUCUCCCUUGCCUUAUUUACCUGAACUGCUUUUUGGACUUCUCACUGUCUCUUUCUUUUCCUUUUAAAUUAUGAGUGAAAGAGCAGCAGAGGUAGCAAGGCAUCAGCUGCUCCCACACAAGAGUUCUGUGGGGGUCUUAAACUUUUCAGGAGUCUGGAUGGCCGCAUUGCUAGCAGUCACGCCCCAGAGUGGACACGCUGGUGGCAGACAGUGGGGAAUAUAUAGUUCUAAAAGUGUUUCUAGGCAUGUUCUGUUUGUUAAAUGGCAGAACAAAAAUUGUGGGGGAAAGAGAUUCUGGAAGUCCAGGGACAUCUUCAUAGUUGUUCGCCUUCCCUCGUGGCUUCUUUGUCAGCUCCCUCCUUAAGCAAAGCCUCCCACGCCACACUCGUCCGUGUCUUCCUUUGUUGUGCAUGUAUGUUCAGUGUUGAAUGCAAAACGUAUUAAAUCUAGACUUGGGGAGCCUGCAAUCGUGCAGUGUUGAAAAAGUGCAACACACACACACACACACACACACUUUACCAUGCACAAAGCUUUAUACAGUUUCUAAGCAAUUCCUAGUGCGGAUUCAGCUUCCCGUAGGUACUCAUGAGUGAAGAUCUUGUUGCUCUGAUUGUAGAGGUUGGAAUCUGUUCAGCUAAGAAUUCCCAAGACCUUGGCUGUCACACCCUGGCCCUGUUCCGCGCACAAACACUUGUACAAUUUCUCACACUGCAUUUUUAGCUACUUAAAUAUCCCAGGGUUUUGCACUGCUGCCAAGGCGCCGGAAGCAGCACGCUCUCUUAAGACUGUGCAGCAUUCACUAGACGGUACACUUCCAGUCUCUUUCUGCCAUUGUCCAAACUUGACCUUCCUGCACUGGUAUGGACACUUUAUCACGCACGUUCUGUGUGCCAGCUCAACCGGUUUUGGAUUCUCUUGUACUGGCAGGGCAUGCUCUUGUAGACUGAAGUGCUCUUUCCACUGCUACUUUCCUUUCCGUGUCCAGUCCAACCUCAGCUCAUGCUCUGCCUUACUUGCUAGAGCUUCUCUGUAAUAUCAGUUCUUCUCAUCUGUACCUUUGCCAUUUUGCUGUGGGUCCUUUCAGUUGGGCCGCUUUCUUUCUGUCUGCCAUCCGCCUGUGCAUGACCACUGUGUCACGCUCUCUCUCUUCUGUUUCACUCCCAUGCCUUCUCACUUCCCCUUUUGCCGGUCCUUUCCCUUCCUUGGUAAUGAUAUAUCAUCAUCUUUUUCCUUCAAACUCUCUUCCUUCUCCUUCGGUGCUAUUUUGUCAUACAUAUUACCUUUUCUCCGUGCCCCAUUUUAUAUAAAUUGAAACCAUCCUAUGUGUUUUUAUUUAUAAAAUAGUUUUAUUGGACUAAA
Messenger RNA from Varanus komodoensis (Komodo dragon), 6441 nucleotides. It is a transcript of the gene DVL3, whose product is annotated as dishevelled segment polarity protein 3. Gene Ontology annotation, biological process: intracellular signal transduction; canonical Wnt signaling pathway. The record is from RefSeq and is a predicted model, not a curated record. Gene Ontology annotation, molecular function: frizzled binding. The coding region runs from base 8 to 2140 and encodes 710 amino acids. NCBI's taxonomy places the organism in Eukaryota, Metazoa, Chordata, Lepidosauria, Squamata, Varanidae. The transcript has 15 exons. Gene Ontology annotation, cellular component: cytosol.